AUGGCGCCCAUCCUCUUAGAAACCACCCCACUGAAUGUACUACCCCAUUCAGGGCCUCUUACUGUUCAGCAGAACAUACAGUCAGAUUCGACAGUGGAUCUGUUACUUUCUGAGCGCCCUCAGUCGCUCAUACAACUCGUCGAGAUCUUCAACGCCCCCACAACGGUGAAGAAUGAGCAUCCUGACAUUCAGCUUCAGCGCCUGUUGCAACUAGCCUGGGUAAUUACAAUGCGUGCAUUUACUGCCUCGACGACGAUCCAUGUCGGUGAGCAGUACGCCAAAGGACGUUGUUUUGUCGGCGUGGCAAACGACACCGCUGGGCCAACGACACAGAUUCACAUCGACACGCAAGACGCCGUGCAGGAUCUCUUCAGUCAGGUCGUGAAUGGGUUGGAAGCACUCGUAGAUGAGUCAUGCGUCAACGGUGUGCAUGGCAAGGAUGGGCAAGACACUCACUACAAUACGACGUUCGUCUAUCAGCGACAGCCCGCGAAUGCACUGGGCCCAGAUCAAAGACCCUGCAUGGGCCGAUGCCAUGUUUGUUGUCCCAUGCCAAUGAACGAUCCACUCGAGCCAGAAGCCUCCCGGGAAGGGCUGCGUCUCUUUGUCAGACACACACCAGACGACCGCCUACAUGCACAGCUCGAUGUGGGUAUGUCUCGAAUCAGCGCCCCUCUGGCGACCAGCCUGCUCCACAGCUUCAACCAAGCCCUGUCUUCAAUAGGCGUGGUGUCCACGCAGACCAUCGGUGCUGUGGAUCUGUGCGGGUCAAAUGACCGCGAUCAGAUUGCGAACUUUACGCGCUCACUUGCACCCUCCCAGGAUGCUCUGUUGCAUGAUCUUUGCCUGCGUCACGUAGUGACAACUCCCGACGCACCGGCAGUGCGAUCAUGGGAUGGCGACCUCACCUAUCGUGAGCUCAGUGAUCGGUCGUCACGAUUGGCACAUUGGCUCGUGAGACACGGUGUUCGACCGGGUACCUUUGUCGCUUGCACUUUCUACAAGUCGACCUGGGCAAUCGUGGCACGUCUCGCAAUCCUCAUGGCUGGGGGUGCAUACAUCUGCGUCGAUGCCAGUGACCCGCCUCCGUAUCUGGCGUCCGUCCUGGCACGAACGCAGAUAAAGAUUAUGCUGACAUCAACUGGCUAUGCGGCGAAGUAUGCUGACCUCGUUGAUCUCGUUUUCGAGGUCAGCGAGGCGUCGCUCGGCGAACUGCCUUCGUUGUCCGGAGUCCCAUGCCCCGUUGUGAGACCGAGUGAUGCCUGUGUGGUGCUGUUCACUUCUGGGAGUACCGGCAAGCCAAAGGGCAUCAUCCAAGAGCAUCGAAGCUAUGCGUCUGCCUUGAUCGACUAUAUUCGUGUCAUGGAGAUGGGGCCCCAUUCUCGACUUUUCCAAUUUGAUGCGUAUGCCUUUGACAUCAGUAAUAAUGACUUCCUUGCUCCGCUUCUGGCUGGCGGUUGCUGCUGUGUGCCCACAGCUUCACUCACCAUGGACGCUUUAAUGAAAGAUGUGAACGAUUUGGAAGCCAACAUGAUGUUUGCAACUCCCUCUGUUGCGAUUGAGAUUGACCCCGACCGUGUUCCUACAUUGGAAACAAUGUGCAUUGGUGGCGAGCCUGUGUCGGAUGCAGUAUUAGCCCGGUGGUUGACCCGCGUGAAGGUGGUCAACCAGUAUGGUAUGGGCGAAGUGGCGUCCCUCUGUGCCCACAACCCUAAUCUUCAAAUGGGCCAUGGCUCGGUGGUUGGGCGGCCCGCUAGUGGUGCGAUCUGGAUUGUGAAUCAGGAUCAUCCUGACCUCCUGAUGCCUGUCGGAGCGGUGGGAGAAUUGCUCGUGGAAGGCCCGCAUAUCUCUCGUGGCUAUCUUGAUCAUGUAUCUGGAAAAUCGGAGAAUUUCCUCACGACACCUCCAAUCUGGAUGAGACAGCUUCAUGCCGAUCGACCAUCGCAUCGAUUCUAUCGGUCGGGGGAUCUCGGCCGAUAUCGCCAUGAUGGAACGAUCGAGCUGAUCGGACGGAAAGAUACCAUGCUGAAGCUCGAUGGAGCGCGAGUUGAAGCCGGCCAAGUCGAGUAUGUACUCCGACAGCAUCUUUCCAUCGGCGAUGCUGCAGUGGUAGACGUGUUGGGUGCUGCAGAUGGUGUUGGGGAUCCAAUCUUGGGGGUGUAUCUGUAUCUGGCGAGCAAUCCGAUGAACUUGGAGACCGGACCGGUAGAGGAGAUGCAGUUUCGACCGAUCACGGGGCGCCAUGCCAUCUAUGCACUCACCCAGACCCUGAGUGAAGCAGUCCGGCAAAGUCUGCCGACCUACUAUGUGCCCAGUCUCUUUCUGCUGGUCGACCGCGUCCCACGAACCAAGUCGAAAAAGACGGACCGUCGCAAGCUCCACGUGCUCGGGCAGGCGUAUUACAUGGCGCAUCGAGAAGAGCUCAGGGAAAUCACCGUGUGGCCCGAGUGGGACUAA
Molecule: messenger RNA, 2457 nt
Organism: Penicillium argentinense
Lineage: Eukaryota; Fungi; Ascomycota; Eurotiomycetes; Eurotiales; Aspergillaceae
Product: AMP-dependent synthetase/ligase
Exons: 1
Coding region: 1-2457 (818 amino acids)
Biological process (GO): amino acid activation for nonribosomal peptide biosynthetic process; secondary metabolite biosynthetic process
Cellular component (GO): cytoplasm
Molecular function (GO): phosphopantetheine binding
Source: RefSeq, a predicted model, not a curated record